AUCAAAUUGUGGUACGUACGUGUUUUGCAAAUUCUCUGACCUCAUCAAAGAAAAAUACAAAAUACACUUGGAAUUUUUUAUAAUUUUUAUCUACAGAAUUCAAGAAUUUUGGAGUGUUUUUAUUUUGAACCGUACAUAUUAUUCAAAUUCUUUUCCAUUUUGAAAUGAAAAGUCAUUAGCUAAACAAAUUCUAUCAGUUCAAUUAGGAGUGUAAUUGCUGGCAGCAAAGAUUCUUAUCCUCUUUUCACUAACAUUGGAGAAUAAAGCAAAAUAUGACCGAGAUUCUAUAAUUUAUAAAUGAUGUCAUCAUGUUUUUUCAUUUUCAAUUAAAAUUUGAAAUAUUUUAACCACCACCGUUGCACUACAAAAGUACUAAAACUACAAAUACAAUUUCCAAGGUUGUAUCGAGUUUUAUUUACGUCGGCAUAUUUCCAAGAUGGCCGAUUCUGUUCAAAUAGGAGACAACGCGGAAGCAGUAUCGGUUGAAAUAAUGCGUAAAAAAACGGAAAGCGAAAGUAGCAAGCCGAACGCUCAAGAUGAGGAUAGCGAAAGUGCAGAAGAACAACCCUUGGAUAUAGGUAUCCAUUAUUUGGUUCGCCGAUCCGACAAUAAUUGGUACCCUGCUGAAAUCAUCCAAUCCAGGUACAACGAGAUUGAAAGACAAUAUGAAUACUACGUACAUUAUGAAGGUUAUAAUCGCCGUUUGGACGAGUGGGUUCCUAGAGGCAGAAUAAUGUCCUCACGAUUUAAUUUGACCGAUGGCCAAAAAAUGCCUGAUAUCAAAGUGUGGAAAGAGCGACCUGUUGUCACGGACUUACUGUCAGAUAGUUCAGACAGAAAAAUCACCCGUAAUCAGAAACGUAGGCAUGAUGAAAUCAAUCAUAUUCAGAAAACUUAUGCUGAAAUGGACCCGACGACUGCAGCUUUGGAAAAAGAGCAUGAACAAAUUACUAAAGUGAAGUACAUAGAUCGCAUUCAAAUAGGAAAGUUUGAAAUUGAUACGUGGUACUUUAGCCCAUAUCCGGAAGAAUAUGGCAGGCAAAGCAAACUGUGGAUCUGCGAGUAUUGCUUGAAGUAUAUGAGGCUUGAAAAAAGUUACCGUUAUCACAUGAGCGAAUGCACAUGGCGACAACCUGUUGGAAAAGAAAUUUACCGGAAAGGCACUCUAUCAGUAUAUGAAGUUGACGGCAAAGAUCACAAAAUAUACUGCCAGAAUUUGUGUCUCUUGGCCAAAUUAUUUCUAGAUCAUAAAACUCUCUAUUUUGAUGUAGAACCAUUCUUGUUUUAUAUUUUGUGUGAAGUCGACAAGCAAGGUGCCCACAUUGUUGGUUAUUUUUCAAAGGAAAAGGAGUCACCAGACGGAAAUAAUGUGGCUUGCAUCCUUACCCUACCACCUUACCAGAGACAAGGUUAUGGCAAGUUAUUGAUUGCAUUUAGUUAUGAACUAUCCAGGCUGGAAGGGACGGUGGGUAGCCCAGAACAGCCAUUGAGCGACUUAGGCAAGCUGAGCUAUCGUAGCUACUGGAGCUGGGUGCUUCUUGAAAUAUUAAGAGAUUUCCGAGGCACUCUGUCCAUAAAAGAUUUAAGUCAAAUGACCAGUAUUACCCAGACUGACAUAAUCUCCACCCUCCAAAGCAUGAAUAUGGUUAAGUAUUGGAAAGGGCAACAUGUUAUUUGUGUAACACCUAAACUUGUUGAUGAGCACAUUCGUUCCAGUCAGUAUAAGAGACCGAGGCUGUGCGUUGACAGCAGCGCCCUUCGGUGGACGCCUCGGAAACACAUCAAUAACAAAGCGGGCAAGAAGUGAAUUAAAUUGUAGAUUUCUGUGAACCAAAAUGUGAUAUAAAGUCUUGAAAGAUUAGCAUAGUCCUGUGGAUAUUUAAGCAUGUGUUAAUAUUGUUGAAACUUGUAAGGAAUAAGAAUAAUAUU
Cylas formicarius (sweet potato weevil) is the source of this 1929-nucleotide messenger RNA. It is a transcript of the gene mof, whose product is annotated as histone acetyltransferase KAT8. The coding region runs from base 437 to 1807 and encodes 456 amino acids. The transcript is spliced from 3 exons. Gene Ontology annotation, molecular function: histone acetyltransferase activity. Gene Ontology annotation, biological process: regulation of DNA-templated transcription. Lineage: Eukaryota; Metazoa; Arthropoda; Insecta; Coleoptera; Brentidae. The record is from RefSeq and is a predicted model, not a curated record.